AUGCCAUUGUUGUCGGCAAAAGAAAUAGUAUGGUAUGAAAAAAAAUUAUCUCACAAUGUGGUUUCAUUUACUUCUAAAAAAUUUGAACCUAAUGGCUCCGUUGAAGAACAAAAUCAAAUACAAAGUAUUUUAUCUGGUAUACAUGAUGUAAUCUCGACUGAAAGGGUUAAAAAAAUAGACUCUCUUUCACAAGCCAAAUGGCAUCCGGAACUUCAAAUGGCAGAGGUGGUUCGUCAAAUAGGAUCCCAUUGGUUUAAGAUGGGACAUGUGAUAAAUAAAAAGCUUUACAUAUAUCCGGAAGAAGCAUUAUAUUUGCUUGAAUGUGGACACCUGGAACUUACCUACAAUGAAUUGCCGCUAAGUAUUCAAAGAGCUUAUUUUUUACUUUUAGAAAACGGGGAAAAUGGUGUAUCACUUGAAAAUUAUCGAGUUUAUUCAUAUUUAAAUUCUGCUGGUUUUAAAGUUUUAAGACAUUCUUCGAACAAAGUUUUCAAGCAUAAAAAACAAGAAAAGCAUUUAAAAAGAGAAAUAGAAACUCUGAAUCCUAAUUGUGAAACUUUAGGCAGCAAAAAAGUUAAAUCGGAGGGUGAAGAAUCAAUGCCGAGUUUUCAACAAAUAUCCAGAUUAAGUCAAAAAUUUAAUGAUAAUGUUCCAGUGGUUAAUGCAAUCGUAUUUCCUGACCAUAUUGCAUUUUAUCAAAUAAACUCCGUUAUCGUUCCUGAUGCUGAUGAUAUAUAG
Molecule: messenger RNA, 738 nt
Organism: Pediculus humanus corporis (human body louse)
Lineage: Eukaryota; Metazoa; Arthropoda; Insecta; Psocodea; Pediculidae
Exons: 5
Coding region: 1-738 (245 amino acids)
Biological process (GO): tRNA-type intron splice site recognition and cleavage
Cellular component (GO): tRNA-intron endonuclease complex
Source: RefSeq, a predicted model, not a curated record